AGACGCCAUCUUUUUGCCAAAAAUACUAACUGCGAUUAAAGUCUACUACUAAAUUUGUAUUAAAUAUUUGUAAAAGUAUGCCUGGUUGUGCUGCAGUAGGCUGCCAUAACAGGCCUGAGAAAGGAUUUAUUAUAAAAUGCUUCCCAAGAAAUGAAAAACAACGGGCGAUUUGGACUUCUAAAGUUAAACUUAACUGGGUACCUACAAACACAAGCUUUUUAUGUGAAGUACACUUUGAUGCUGAUCAAUGGGAAAAAAACAUAAGAUGGAUCAAGAAAACUCAAACAUAAUGCAAUUCCUACUGUCUUUAAACAUGUUAGAGCAAAACAUAAGCGAAAAAAUCCACUCGAGCGUUUUCCAAUACCAAAAAAAAAGAAAAUAAGUUGUAUAGAAAGAGGAGAAGUUGUGGAAAAUAUUUUAAUUGAAGUAAAUAACAAUGAACUAUCUGAAGUUUGCACAACUGAGGUUGAUAAAAGUUUACUUAUACAAGAUUUAAAUGCGAAAUUGGAGAGAUUAGAAAAAAAAGUCAUUAAUCAAAAAAAAAAAUAUUAACAUUUUAUACUGGAAGUUUUGUUUUAAAAAACAUUGUCCUAUCUAUAAUAAAGUAUACUGAAGAAAUAGGAUUAAAAGUUAAUAGUGUUACUUCUGAUAUGGGUGCCAUUAACCAGGCAAUGUGGAAAUGUUUUAAUAUUUUUUAGCUGUACUAAAAGUGGCAGUAUUUCUAGUUCAAUUUAACACCCAUGUGACCCUACUCGUACAAUUGAUUUUUUAGCAGACGUACCACAUUUAUUAAAGAAUAUAAGAACAUCUCUUUUAUGUAACAAACAUUUUAUAAUAACAGCUAAGAUUCAAGAAAAAUAUAAAGUUCAAUCGCCAAUUAUAGAUUCAAAACACCUUAACAAGCUUGUAGACUUUCAAGAAGGUAUGGAUUUGAAGUUUGCUUACAAGCUUACAUCUGAACAUCUUGAUGAAAAACAUUUCAACAAAAUGAAAGUAUCAAGAGCAACAUCUGUAAUGAAUCAUGAUGUAAGUUGUGGAUUAAAAUUUAUUGCAAGUGAAAUAAAAGAUGAUUCUAUUCUCACAACUGCUCGGUUUAUAGGAAUUGUUGAUAAAUGGUUUCCAUUAAUGACUUCACGAAACCCAGGUAUGGCUCUUAGCAUGAAAAAUGACAAAGUUUACAAUGAAACAAUAACUUUUUUAAAUGAAGUCAUAGAGAUAUUCAAUGGUUUAAAAAUAUUAGGCCAAACUGAAAAAAUAAGUUGGAAACCUAUUCAAUCUGGUGUUAUAUUAUCAACAACAUCAGUUAUUAACUUGCAAAAUAAGUUUCUUCUAGAAAAAAAGUUUGAUUUUCUAAUGACAUCACGAUUUACGCAGGAUUGCCUGGAGAAUCUUUUUUCCCUGGUACGUGCAAAACAAGUAAUUCCUACUGCUCUUCAAUUUAAAAAUAACUUGAAACUUAUUUGCGUUGCCCAAUUCUUGAAAAAAUCAUCAAAAGGCAAUUAUGAUAUAGAUGACCGUCAAUUCUUAUCUGGUUUUCUUGAUAUAGUUAAUAGUAAUGUGCAUAAACCACAGCAAAGAGAGUGCAUUUUUUUACCUAAAGAUUGGGAUAAAACCUCUAACUUAAUCUUAAGUAAUGCUGAGCAAAGUUGUUUGUUUCAUAUUGCAGGUUAUAUAAUUUCUAGAGUUAAAAAAAUUUAAAAAGUUUGCACAAUUUGUUUUGAAUCUCUAGUUUCUAAAAAUAGAGAUAAUGCUGAUUACACAAAGUUUGUUACAGACAAAGAGCACAAAGUGGGUAGUUUAUUUUUUGCUAAUGAAACAACAUUUGCAUUCUUUUUACAAAUGGAGUUAAUAUUCAGAUCAUUUGAGCCAUACCUUAAUUCCCAAAAGAAUUGUAAUACUAUGCUUUUAGAGAAAGUUAAUUCUGAUGAACAAAUUAAAAGUCUUAUCCUAGUUGUCAUCAAAUUAAAUUGAAGCUAAAAAACAGGUUUAUAACAUUCAGACUUAAAAUAUUUAACCUUAAAAAAAAGCGUUUAUUAUGUAAAAAGAAAAAAACUAAAAAAAGUUCUUGUGAACUUGGCAGCAAGAGUAUGACAAUGCAUGCAUUUGCACUAAAGGUUUAGGUUCAACUAAUUUAUAAAAUAAACUGUAAAGCUUUUUUCAAAUUACUUAUUGAUUACAACUA
Messenger RNA from Hydra vulgaris (swiftwater hydra), 2182 nucleotides. RefSeq lists its product as uncharacterized. Lineage: Eukaryota; Metazoa; Cnidaria; Hydrozoa; Anthoathecata; Hydridae. The record is from RefSeq and is a predicted model, not a curated record.